Lycium barbarum (goji berry) is the source of this 1453-nucleotide messenger RNA. RefSeq lists its product as uncharacterized. NCBI's taxonomy places the organism in Eukaryota, Viridiplantae, Streptophyta, Magnoliopsida, Solanales, Solanaceae. The record is from RefSeq and is a predicted model, not a curated record. The coding region runs from base 338 to 1042 and encodes 234 amino acids. The transcript is spliced from 10 exons.
CAACAAUGUGACCCAAAAAAGGCAAACAAAACUCUGCCGCUAUAAAUAAAGGCAGAGAAACUACCAUCGGCCGGCCAGUUGGAGGAAGAGCUCCACCAAUAAACGCCGCCUCCUUCUGGCUUUAUCUCAUUGUUAAAGCGUUACGUGCAAUGCACAAUAAUUAACCAAUUUAAACAAAAGCCUCUUAAAGAAUUGAAAAAUAAAAAAGGACAGGCCUGGUGCACAAAACGGGCCGUAUACAUACAAGAAAAAUAGAAUCCACUUGACGCGUGAGAAUUGGGAGAUUGAAAAAUCAAUUUGAUUGUGUUGGGUAUAUCAGGUGACAUAAUUUAGGAAAAUGAAGGUGAAUUGGGAGGUUAAGGAUUGUUGUAACCAUGACCAAGUCAUCUUCCUUGUCACCAUUGCUGUCUACACCGUCUGCAUUUUUAUAUUAUGGAGAACAUUUAUUAUAACACCUUUCAAGCUCAUUACUGUGUUUCUUCAUGAAGUAAGCCAUGCAAUUGCUUGUAAGCUCACAUGUGGUGAGGUGGUGGGCCUAGAAGUUCAUGCUAAUGAGGGGGGAGUGACACAAACGCGUGGUGGGCUUUCUUGGGUGAUCUUGCCUGCUGGAUAUCUGGGUUCGUCUUUUUGGGGAAUGGUUCUCAUACUCGCAUCGACAAAUGUUCUCACCGCAAUGAUAGCUGCUGGCUGUUUUAUUGCCGCUUUGUUUAUCGUGCUCUUCCUUGCAAAAAAUUGGACACUUAGAGGACUUUGCAUCGGAUUUAUCAUUUUCAUUGGUGGAAUUUGGGCUAUGCAAAUAGAAACGGAUGUUCGUAUGCUCCGUUAUGUAAUUCUCUUCAUAGGUGUUAUGAACAGCUUGUUUUCAGUAUAUGAUAUCUAUGAUGAUUUAAUAUCUCGAAGAGUGAACACAAGUGAUGCUGAGAAGUUUGCUGAACUUUGUCCGUGCUGUUGUGCUGGUAUUUUUUGGGGAGUCCUCUGGGGAAUGAUAUCUUUUGCAUUUCUUUUUGGAGCUAUGUACCUUGGACUUGCCCUUUUAUCUUGAGGUUUUUUCAGAUGGGUUAACAUCCUUACGAUAUGGCGGAGCAAAAUUCCUGUCGGCUCAUCAGUCUUUCGAUUGGCUGUUGUACAGUAUUUCAUUAACCUUAGAUGCGACAUUCAUUUUUGUCCAGGGGUGUACUCUUAUCAUAACCAGGUUGGCACAUUCUUUUUAUCCCUAUUAGAUGGGGUUAGUACAGUUAUGGCUUGUAUUUGUAUAGCAAGAUCAAAUACCAUGGCUUCCAGAUCAACUGAUUCCUCGGCUAAAUUAGAGAAAUAGAAAAAUGUUUAUGUUUAUAAGUCUUGAUUUCACUGUAAAUCAGUGAGUAUAGUUGUUUGAUGCCUGAACAUGACUUGUUCCCCUUGUAUUUUGUUUAACUAGAUUCAAGCGAGUGUGAAGAACUUGAUUAGUUUUCCA